UGACGUUCCCCUGAUACCCACGUGCAGCGCACCGGGAAGUUCUCUGCUGAGAAAGGUUUUAUAAGAAAAUAAUGGGGCUCUGUUUUCGCAACAAAACCAUCCUGGCUCCAAUGGUUCGAGUUGGGACACUUCCUAUGCGCCUUCUUGCUCUUGAGUAUGGUGCGGAUCUUGUGUACUGCGAGGAAUUAGUAGAUCUAAAAAUGCUGCAGUGCAAACGAGUAGUUAAUGAGGUUCUUCAGACUGUGGACUAUGUGGCUCCCACUGAAAGAGUUGUUUUCCAGACAUGUGAGAAGGAAAGAGAUCGUGUUGUUUUCCAAAUGGGAACAGCUGAUGCAGAAAGAGCCCUCGCUGUAGCCAAACUUGUGGAGGAAGAUGUUGCUGCUAUCGAUGUUAACAUGGGUUGUCCGAAAGAAUAUUCUACCAAGGGUGGUAUGGGGGCAGCUCUGCUAUCCCGUCCUGAGAAAAUUGAAGAGAUACUGAAGACUUUGGUCUCGGGGAUUUCCAAACCAGUCACCUGUAAGAUUCGCAUCCUUCCCUCGUUGGAAGAAACAAUCCGGUUGGUGAAGCUUAUCGAAGGAACUGGCGUAUCUGCUGUUGCCGUUCAUGGAAGGAAGAAGGAAGAAAGACCGCAGCAUCCAGUUCACUGCGAUGUUAUCAGAGCAAUUUCAGAAGCAGUAUCGAUACCUGUGAUUGCCAAUGGGGGCUCCCAAGAGAUCAUCAAAGAAUUUGAAGAUAUAGAGAAAUUUCGUUCCGUCACGGGUGCGUCAUCAGUCAUGGUGGCGCGAGCGGCAAUGUGGAACCCUUCUGUCUUCAGAAAGGAGGGACAUUUGAACCUGGAGGAAAUCAUGCGUGAUUAUAUCAAACUCGCUUUGCAGUAUGACAACCACUACACCAACACAAAGUAUUGCCUUUGUCAAAUGUUAAGGGACCAACUUGAGUCUCCCAUGGGAAAGAGGCUUCAUGCUGCUCAGUCAACAGAGGACAUCUGUGAAGUAUUUGGGAUGAGCUUGUUGUAUGAGAGUUUGAAAGAGUCUUGGGAGUCGAGGAAAACAUCCCUAGCCGUAGAAGAAUUGAAGAAUUCAACACAAGAGGAUGAAGUGGACGAAGCGGAUCCUAGCGUUACACGCAUGGCCAUCAGAUUUGAAAGGAAGGAGUAUCCAGGAAAAAUCACUCCUAAAAUGCUCCUGUUGGAAUGGAGCAGAAGGGAGAAGUUGCCGCAGCCUGUCUAUCAAACUGUGCAGCGGCCGCGCGAUAGGUUUUUCCGCUCCCUUGUUACAGUGGAUGAGAAGAAAUAUCAGUCCACCAUGUGGGACAAGUCAAAGAAGUUGGCCGAACAGACUGCAGCUGUUGUAUGUCUUCGUACUUUGGGUAUAACUGAUGGAAAAUUGAAUGAGAGCGAAAGUGAACUAGUUCGUAAACGAAAGCGUGAACUCCAAGGACCAGUGGAAGACAACGGAUGUCCACCUGCAGAAGCACUGAGCAAGAAAUUACACCAAAACUGUGACAACAAAGAUUGCCCAGAAGAGCUGUAAUGCAUGUGCAAAGACUGUUCCUAACUCACCUCCCAGUCAAAUCAAGACAUGAAUUCUAGAAUGCAUACCAGU
Spea bombifrons (plains spadefoot toad) is the source of this 1604-nucleotide messenger RNA. RefSeq names its product dihydrouridine synthase 2 (gene DUS2). NCBI's taxonomy places the organism in Eukaryota, Metazoa, Chordata, Amphibia, Anura, Pelobatidae. The transcript is spliced from 16 exons. Gene Ontology annotation, biological process: tRNA dihydrouridine synthesis. The record is from RefSeq and is a predicted model, not a curated record. Gene Ontology annotation, molecular function: tRNA binding; tRNA dihydrouridine synthase activity; flavin adenine dinucleotide binding. The coding region runs from base 72 to 1532 and encodes 486 amino acids. Gene Ontology annotation, cellular component: cytoplasm.